AUGGCCUCCACACUGACCCUAGCUCUGGCAGCUACAGCCGUUCAUCUGGUCCUGUUUGUCUCCAUAUUCGACAUCUACUUCACCUCCCCCGUGGACUCUGGCAUGGAGCCCCAGCUAACUCCCACCUCACCUCCGGCAAAGAGACUCGUCUUCUUUGUGGCCGACGGUCUCCGAGCUGACACCAUAUUCUCCCUCGAUCCCGACGGUGGCUCCCCAGCUCCGUACCUCCGACGUGAGAUAGUCGAGGAGAGGGGCAAGUGGGGUGUCUCACACACUCACGUACCGACAGAGUCACGACCGGGGCACGUGGCAUUGAUAGCCGGACUCUACGAAGAUGUAAGUGCGGUCACUCACGGCUGGCGUGAUAACCCCGUCCCGUUUGACUCUGUCUUCAACCGCUCCCACCACACCUGGUCCUGGGGAAGCCCCGACAUCCUCCCCAUGUUUGCCAAGGGAGCCACCGCGGGUAAGGUGGAUGCUUUCGUGUACGACGCAGAGUGGGAGGACUUUGCCGACUCGGACGCUUCGAAACUCGACACGUGGGUGUUUGAGAGGGUGCGGGAGUUUUUCAAGAGGGCUUCGAGCGACUCUGAACUUCACAAUCAGGUCUCCCACGACAAGGUCGUGUUUUUCCUUCAUCUUCUCGGUAUUGACACAAACGGCCACUCGCACAGACCCACUUCGCAAGAAGUCAUUGAAAAUCUCCGUCUCGUUGAUAGAGAGAUCGAAAGCGUGGUUGAAAUGAUUGAAUCUUACUUUGGCGAUGAGAAAACUGCGUAUGUCUUUACGUCUGACCACGGAAUGACUAACUGGGGGGUUAAAGUGGCCACCUCGUCAAGAAAUUCCAAGGUUAACUUCCACGACAGUUACUCAGAGAAAUGGGGCCUCGGUCGCUAUGAGAGGGUGGACGUUGAGCAAGCCGACAUUGCCCCUCUAAUGUCUACCCUAAUUGGAGUCCCCACCCCUGUAAACUCAGAGGGAGUUCUUCCACUGGGCUAUAUCCACUACAAUCAAGGAUUCUUGGCUAAUUCCAUUUAUGGUAAUGCCAGACAACUCUUAGAGCAGUUUCGUGUCAAAGCAGAGCGGACACGCUCUCACUCACUCCCAUACGCUUUCAAGCCCUAUCCCAGGCUCUCUCUCGGGGAGAUGGGCGACUACAAGCUAAAGAUACGUAACCACAUAAGGGAGCAGAAGUACCAGGAGGCCAUUGAUUUAUCCCAGCAUUUGAUAGCCAUUGUCAAAGAGGGAGUGAGGUACUACCACACUUACCACAGACCGGCACUCAUGUCUGCCACCACCUUGGGGUUCCUGGGCUGGAUCUCCUACACUGUUCUCACUAUACUAGAACAGAGUGUGGCGAUGACAACAGCAGGAACGAAGACCUGCAGGUCGCAGUGCACACUAUCUCUAUGUCACACUGUCUGGCCUGGCGGCAGUUCUGUGUUUGGUCUACUCACUGAGAAACUACCAACAGUGGCCAUGUGUCUGUUUUUCGGGAUUCUCUCCUUCUUUGGGAUUGGGAACAUUGCCAGCAUCAACACGUUUGACCCGGCCACAGUCUACUGUUUCCUGACCGUUUUCUCUCCGUUUAUCAUGGGAUCACUCAUCUUACUCAAGAUGGUUAUACCGUUCGUGUACGUGAGCUGUGCCUACAACUGCAUCGUUAGUCUCCUGGAACAAUCUUUGAAAAACGGGCUACUCCUAGUCCUGAUCAUGACCGACGUAAUGGCACUCAACUUUUUCUUCCUGGUGCGAGAUUCGGGGAGCUGGCUGGAGAUUGGAGUCAGCAUCAGCCACUAUGUCAUUGCCAUGGUCGUGUGUGUCGGUGCUGUUGUGCUCAUGGGGCUUGCCAGACUCCUCACUGGGGUCAGCAUUGUGCCACGGAAAGAACAGCUGAAGUGCAAGUGCAGCCCACCGCUGUGUGGCCAGUCUUACUGCCACACCGACUACAAGUGCUACAAAAGUGCCAGUUUCAACAGUAACAAUCAGGAAGAGAUCUUGUUUGGUUGCUACCACGCCUCUGUGGACGUGUUCGGUACGUGCAACGGAACCCUAGACACUCCAACCCACAAAAUCCGAUGCUGCAAAGACAAUGAUAUGUGUAACGAGGACCUCGAUGUGUCACUAGUCCCAGAGUCCGAUCCUCCUACACCGCCCGUGACUACUCAGCUACCAUCCCCACCACCAGGGCUGAUAUGUGAGUGCAGCCCAUCUCACUGUCCCAAUGAUCAGACAUGGUGCCACAGCAACUACUCCUGUUUCCGAGAAAUCGAGUUCUCCGACACCACAAACACCUUCGAGCACACUCUCGGCUGCAUAGACACAAUUGAGCAGGCAAAACUGGACAAAAUUGGUGUCUGCGACGGGCGAUUCGAUACACAGACUUCAGCCUUAAAGUGCUGCAGUGACAGAGACAUGUGCAAUAGAGACCUACCGAUUGAAACACCUUCCACAGACCAAGGGACAACCAGGCCUCCAUCUCCAGCAGGUGAUGAUGGCUCCCUGACCAAAGACAACGACCUAUUCAUCAUCAUGUCCGUGGUUGUUGUCUUGGUGAUGGUGGUGGUCACCGUCCUAGUGGUGGCAACGGUGGGCAUGUUUUGCCUGCACUACCAGAAGGAAAAGACAAAGGUCAUGUCUGUGGACCAGUUUUCACCGCCCACCCUGAAGCAACUGUCAAACUCUAGCAUCACGUGCUCCAUAACCUCGUCACAACACCCACUGAAGGACCAUACAGAGAUUAAUAACUAUGUGUAGCAUAUGUUAAUUCCUUGUGUAUGUUAUAUGUGUGUACUUUGUGCUUGUGCUUUGGUGUUUUGUAUAUUAUACAUCGCAUUCUUUUUACUUUAUUUUCCCCCUUUUUCUCACUGAUUUCUGCCUGUGCCUUCAUCCAAGCUCUGAAUUCAUUUCACUUUCACUUCGCUCCACUGUUUCGAAAUGCAACCUUUUGUACACCUCUAAACUAUGUACAAAAUACUCUCACCCCACUGUAUCGCACACACUGCUAUGAAAAUCGUUCUAAAGUCUAGAUUUUUGUGUGUGAAUUGGUAACUCUCCCAACAAUACUCUGCUUCUCACUGUAUCUUCUCGUCACCCACAUAAUAUCGUGAUUUUCACAUGCUAUCUAUACGCAUAUAGACAUCAUGAUUGAUUUUUAAAUAUGUAGUUCAUUGCUGCC
Geodia barretti is the source of this 3178-nucleotide messenger RNA. Lineage: Eukaryota; Metazoa; Porifera; Demospongiae; Tetractinellida; Geodiidae. The record is from the annotation of a GenBank genome assembly.